Molecule: messenger RNA, 1723 nt
Organism: Solanum pennellii
Lineage: Eukaryota; Viridiplantae; Streptophyta; Magnoliopsida; Solanales; Solanaceae
Product: protein DETOXIFICATION 21-like
Exons: 8
Coding region: 148-1608 (486 amino acids)
Biological process (GO): xenobiotic detoxification by transmembrane export across the plasma membrane
Cellular component (GO): membrane
Molecular function (GO): xenobiotic transmembrane transporter activity; antiporter activity
Source: RefSeq, a predicted model, not a curated record
UGACACCAACACAACCUUAUCAAAUUUGUGUCUUAAAACAUACUUAUGUCAACAUUGCUUUUGUAUGACUUUUAUUUAUAGUUUAGGCAUAAGGUGGAAAAAGGUUGAGAAACGGAAAAAUCUCCUAAAUUAACCAGGAAUUAAAAAAUGGAAGGUGAUGAUAUUAGUGAGAAGCUGUUGAGUAAAGUUCAAGUGGAAGAGAAUGAAGUGAAGAUUAAGGAGAAGAUAUUGAUAGAGUGGAAGAAAAUGUGGGUGAUAGCUGCUCCUGCCAUUUUUACUAGAUUCUCGACGUUUGGAGUAAAUGUGAUUAGCCAGGCAUUCAUCGGUCACAUUGGUUCUAUUGAACUUGCAGCCUACGCCCUUGUCAUCACUGUUCUCCUCAGAUUUGGGAAUGGCAUUAUCUUAGGAAUGGCAAGUGGAUUGGAAACACUUUGUGGACAAGCAUAUGGUGCUAAACAGUAUCACAUGUUAGGCAUAUAUCUUCAAAGAUCAUGGAUUGUCUUGACUAUAACAGGAACUCUGCUUUUACCAAUCUUUAUUUUCACAACUCCUAUUUUAAGAGCUUUAGGACAGGAAGAAGCUAUAGCUCAAGAGGCAGGAGUUAUUUCGUUAUGGUUAAUACCCGUGAUUUAUUCCUUCAUUGCAUCAUAUACAUGCCAAAUGUUCUUACAAGCACAGAGUAAGAACAUGAUUAUUACUUACUUAGCAGCAUGUACUCUUGCCAUUCAUAUCUUCCUCUGUUGGCUUUUAACGGUCAAAUUCAAGUUUGGAAUGACUGGCGCUAUGACGUCUACACUCUUGGCAUAUUGGCUUCCUAAUAUUGGUCAGUUGAUAUAUGUGACUUCUGGAGGCUGUAAAGAAACAUGGAAGGGAUUUACAUCUUUGGCCUUUAAGGAUCUCUGGCCUGUUAUCAAGCUUUCUUUCUCUUCAGGUGCCAUGCUCUGCCUUGAACUCUGGUACAACACUAUACUCAUUCUUCUUACAGGAAACCUCAAAAAUGCUAUGGUUCAGAUUGAUGCUCUUGCUAUAUGUCUUAACAUCAAUGGUUGGGAAAUGAUGAUUUCACUUGGUUUCUUAGCUGCAGUAUGUGUACGUGUAUCAAACGAGCUGGGAAGAGGGAGUGCGAAAGCAGCAAGGUUUUCAAUCUUGACAAUAGUGAUGACCUCAUUUGUUAUUGGCUUCAUCCUGUUUCUCUUCUUCCUUUUCUUGCGCGGACGCUUGGCCUAUAUAUUCACAGAAAGUGAAGACGUGGCUGAAGAAGUUGACCGCUUAUCUCCUUUAUUAGCAUUUUCUAUACUUUUGAACAGUGUUCAACCAGUUCUCUCUGGUGUUGCUGUUGGAGCUGGAUGGCAGAGUAUAGUAGCAUAUGUCAACAUUGGAUGUUACUACUUGGUUGGCGUUCCAGUUGGAGUUGUACUUGGUUAUGUUUUCAAACUGCAAGUUAAAGGUGUUUGGAUUGGAAUGCUCUUUGGUGUUUUGGCACAAACUGUGGUGUUACUUGUCAUCACUCUCAAAACUGAUUGGGACAAACAGGUAUUAAUUGCUCAGCAGAGAGUGAAGAAGUACUUUGUAGAAGCUGAACCUAAUAAUGAUUCACAAAGUGCUUGAAGUUGAGAUGUUGAGUUUUUUUUAAUGGUAUUUGUUCCCAUAUCAUUUUACAUUCAUGCAAAACGAGAAGUGGAGAAAGGAUUCAUUGAUUAAUUUUUCUCCUUCUCUUACUUAA